GCAAGGCGUAGAUAAUCAUAGUGCGCAACAUAGAAAGGGCACCAAUUAAGCAAAUAAUAAAAACAAAGACAGAGGAAGACAGACGUGAACUUUCGUUUUGGUGAUAGAAAUGAUACCAUCAGACAUGGAAAUUGAUGGCACGAAAGGCUGCUUGGAAGACGUUUUUUGUAAUGAACCAGACAAGUGGAUGGAGGCUGUUAGGAAUGUGAAGAAUAUGGUCAUUGGAAACAAUAAACAGAAAUCUGAAAUGAUUUCACAAGGAAUAAUGCCAAGGUUGCUACAGUGGAUGAUAGAUGAAUUGUCUCCUAUUAAUUUGCGGACCGAAUCGGCUGUGGUGCUGGGAAGUUUGUCUAAAGGAACUGAUGACAAUAUUAAUGCCAUUGUAGACGCUGGAUGUGUAUCAGUCUUGUUGAAAGGUUGGUAUAGUUCAGAAAUAAAACUCUUUGUCACAGAUUGA
This is a messenger RNA of Gigantopelta aegis, 457 nucleotides long. Its product is annotated as armadillo repeat-containing protein 8-like. Gene Ontology annotation, biological process: proteasome-mediated ubiquitin-dependent protein catabolic process. The record is from RefSeq and is a predicted model, not a curated record. Bases 110 to 457 code for a protein of 115 amino acids. The transcript has 4 exons. NCBI's taxonomy places the organism in Eukaryota, Metazoa, Mollusca, Gastropoda, Neomphalida, Peltospiridae. Gene Ontology annotation, cellular component: GID complex.